Molecule: messenger RNA, 954 nt
Organism: Penicillium cataractarum
Lineage: Eukaryota; Fungi; Ascomycota; Eurotiomycetes; Eurotiales; Aspergillaceae
Product: SDR family oxidoreductase
Exons: 6
Coding region: 1-954 (317 amino acids)
Biological process (GO): fatty acid catabolic process
Molecular function (GO): 2,4-dienoyl-CoA reductase (NADPH) activity
Source: RefSeq, a predicted model, not a curated record
AUGCCUCUACCCAAAACUGAGUACAUUAGCGACAUCUGGAAGGAUGGCAUCUUCGCCAACAAGGUCGUCUUCUGCACUGGUGGUGCAGGCACUAUCUGCAGUGCCCAGGUUCGCGCUCUGGUUCACCUUGGAGCCAAUGCGUGCAUCAUCGGUCGCAAUGUAGAGAAGACAGAGCGCGUGGCUCAGGAUAUCGCCACGGCACGCCCAGGGGCCAAGGUUAUUGGCAUCGGCGCCGUUGAUGUGCGAAAGUUUGAGGACUUGAAGAAUGCCGUCGAGCGCUGUGUCAAGGAGCUUGGUUCCAUCGACUAUGUCAUUGCUGGUGCUGCAGGCAAUUUCCUCGCCUCCAUUGAGCAGCUCUCUGUUAACGCGUUCAAAACUGUCAUGGACAUUGACGUGAUUGGAUCUUACAACACUCUCAAGGCCACUCUGCCAUACUUGGUUGAGUCUGGCGGUAAGCACAGAAUGGACUCAGAAACCCUCCAGCCGCUUGCUAGUGGUACCGGCGGGAGGAUUGUUUUCGUCAGCGCGACUCUUCACUACCGCGGCAUGCCUUUCCAAGCCCACGUCUCUGUGGCCAAGGCCGGCAUCGACUCCUUGUCCAACUCGACCGCCAUUGAGUAUGGACCUCGGGGCGUGACUUCCAAUAUCAUUUCCCCCGGACCCAUUGCUCAAACGGAGGGCUUGGAACGUCUGCUCCCAUCCGACGCCAAGGCUGCCUAUACCAAGUCCCAGCCUCUGGGCCGCUUCGGACACGUCCGCGAUAUUGCUGAUGCGACAGUCUACCUCUUCUCCGAUGCUGGCAGCUAUGUCACCGGCCAGACUCUCGUUGUCGACGGUGCGAACUGGCGGAUGUCUGGCGGCUUUGCUACCAACGGAAACCUGCAAUAUCCUGACUUCCUUUUGUCAGGACAGGAGGUCGCCAACGUGACGGGCAAGAAGAAGUCGAAGCUUUGA